AUGUCCACCAAUUCCAACAUAUCAGCUAUGGCUCCUAUUAAAGAGUUUACCCUCAUCGUCGCUGCGACAAAUAAGAUGGGAGUGGGUAAAGGAGGCGGGCUUCCGUGGACGGGGUUGAGAAAGGAAAUGGCUUAUUUUGCGAGAGUUACCAAGAGGGCUGGUCCUGGGAAAACAAACGCAGUAGUGAUGGGGCGCAAAACCUGGGAAUCAAUUCCUCCUAAAUUCCGACCUCUCGCGAAUCGAGCAAACUAUAUGAUCAGUCGAGCACAAAUCUCUGAUUCCUCAGAUGUUGACCUCGGUCCCGAUGCACAUGCAGCAACAAGUUUGACCAAUGCACUCGAAAAACUCGGAUCGAGGAGUCAAGCGAAAGACUCGAAUAGUGAUGAUGAAAAGGAGAUCGACAGAGUUUUCAUAAUUGGUGGAGGACAAAUCUAUAAAGCUUCACUGGAAUUGAAGGAAGCGAAGAGGAUAUUAUUGACCAGGAUAAUGGAUGAUUUUGAAUGCGAUACGUAUUUCCCGGUUCAAUUGAAUGAGGAUGGUACUGGUAAUGGAUGGAGAAGGACGGAUACUCAAGCACUUCGAGAAUGGACUGGGGAAGGAGAGGCAGUGGAGGGAGUGAAGGAGGAAGGGGGCGUAAAGUAUAUCUUCGAGAUGUGGGAAAAGGUUGAGGAACCAUGA
Molecule: messenger RNA, 678 nt
Organism: Botrytis fragariae
Lineage: Eukaryota; Fungi; Ascomycota; Leotiomycetes; Helotiales; Sclerotiniaceae
Product: putative dihydrofolate reductase protein
Exons: 2
Coding region: 1-678 (225 amino acids)
Biological process (GO): tetrahydrofolate biosynthetic process; glycine biosynthetic process; folic acid metabolic process
Cellular component (GO): mitochondrion
Molecular function (GO): dihydrofolate reductase activity; NADP binding
Source: RefSeq, a predicted model, not a curated record